GGAAACUCGUCAUUUCGUCGGUUUCAGAAAGUGUACGACUUCGAUGGGGGCUACAGGUACACCGGUAAGAUAUUGACGAUUUUAAAAUGCCCAAAGAGAAGGCCUCCAAAACGGUCGUUUGCGACAUUCGUUUCGACAACAACCCAAACGGAAUUUUCAAUGCUGGAGACGUAGUAUCUGGAUCCGUUACACUUACAUUGACCCAGCUGAAAAAGGUUAAAGGUGUUUAUCUACUGAUAACUGGAUUUGCGGAAACAUUUUGGAAUGACAAAGUUCCCCAUGGGCCCAAGAAUAAAAAAAUGAAGGCCAAUUUCAAAGGUCGUGAAGAAUUUAUCACGCACAAAACUUAUUUGAUAGGUUCCGAUACUUUGACCAAUCCCAUCGAUAUCCCCAUUGGAAGUGCUAGUUAUAAUUUCCAAAUUCCUAUCCCAACGACGGCUCCCACUUCGAUGGAAGGGCGCUACGGCCAUAUCCGUUAUUCUGUGAAAGUUACACUGGAACGACCUUGGAAACACGAUCAGAAUUUUCAAAUGCCUUUUACGGUGCUGGCAAAAAUAGAUUUUGACGAGAACAGUCCGGUGAUAAAACGGGUAUACAAAGUGGAGGAUCAAAUCAGAUUCUAUUGCUGGAUAUGCAAGUCAGAUCCUCUGAUGGUCGCCGCCAGUAUCCCUAAAACCGGUUAUAUCCCGGGAGAAGCGAUUCCGUUGAAGAUCGACGUUAACAAUCUUAGCAAGGAAGAUGUUUCCGAAAUUGUCGUUAAAUUCAAAAAAGUGAUCAAAUAUAUCAGUCAAAUUCAAGUGAUCGAAGACACGCAAGUUUACUCCGAAAGUCAUUUGCUGAAAUACGAAACGCUAGAAAUUCAAACCACACAAUCUGUCGCAAAGCAAACAAACUCAACAAUCGAGAAAAAUUUCGUCGUGGGUCCACUCAGUCCGACCGAAGAUCGCAACUGCAAGGUGAUAAAAAUAGGUUACGAGCUGGACAUCCUGGUCAAGCCAAAGCUGUCAACGCAAAAAAUUGAACUGGUGAUUCCGGUUUUGAUAGGAUCGGUUUCGCCCAAAUCGGAAGAAGCUGUUAGUUUUGUGCGAUCGUCUGGCCUCGAGAAGCUUGCUGCCGGACUGAAUCGGGAACAACCGACAGCGCCGCCACCACCCUACGUCGAAUCACCCGAUAGUCCCUAUCCGAUAGCAACGCUACAACAAGCGUACGAGAGAGAAUUCAGCAGCGAUGAGAAUGAUUUCAAGGAUUGA
Messenger RNA from Uranotaenia lowii, 1250 nucleotides. RefSeq names its product arrestin domain-containing protein 3-like. The record is from RefSeq and is a predicted model, not a curated record. The coding region runs from base 87 to 1250 and encodes 387 amino acids. NCBI's taxonomy places the organism in Eukaryota, Metazoa, Arthropoda, Insecta, Diptera, Culicidae. Gene Ontology annotation, cellular component: cytoplasm. Gene Ontology annotation, biological process: protein transport. The transcript has 2 exons.